Messenger RNA from Aaosphaeria arxii CBS 175.79, 920 nucleotides. Its product is annotated as acyl-CoA N-acyltransferase. The record is from RefSeq and is a predicted model, not a curated record. The coding region runs from base 183 to 920 and encodes 245 amino acids. NCBI's taxonomy places the organism in Eukaryota, Fungi, Ascomycota, Dothideomycetes, Pleosporales. Gene Ontology annotation, molecular function: acyltransferase activity, transferring groups other than amino-acyl groups. The transcript is spliced from 2 exons.
CGUAUACUCGCCUCGUACAAAAAAACACGCAAGCAUCGCUUUGAUUCGAAUAAAAAGGCCCGUCUAGAUUUAACACACCGUCCACCCAGGACAAUAACUUCAAGGAAUCCCUAUUCUCUCGAUCUUCAUCCAUCCAUAACUUCAAUAACCUCCCUGUAAAUAAGUGCCCAGCCAAUACAACAAUGCACAACGCAACGAUUCGACCGGCGCGUGUGUCCGACCACUACGCCAUGGCCUCAAUAUGCAGCGCCGCGUUCUUCGAGGAGGACCUCUUCGGCCGUAUUAUCCACCCCAAGCGCCACGAAUACCCAGAUGACGUUGCACUGUUCUGGUUGCAAUUCAUCCGCGAGCAAUGGUUCGAUUGGCGGAACAAGUUGUACGUUGCUGUGAGCACCGGAGAUGAGAAGUCUGCUGGGGACGAAAUUGUCGGAGUCGCUGUUUGGCAGCGACAAGGGAAGGUUGGGGAUGGUAUGAAGUUGAGAGCUUGGGAUCCACGCAACAUAAUCCACCCCCUCCUCACCCUCCACCACACCCUCCUCCAACCAACCCUCUGGCCCAACCGCGCCCUCGACCCCACAAAAACGACCCUCCUCCCCUCCGCCGAACCCUUCGUCGCGCACCACUGGGCCGGCGCCCGCUCAGAGAACUGGUACCUCUCCCUCCUCGCGACGUCGCCCGCCGCGCAGGGCCGCGGCAUCGGGAAGCGGCUCGUGAAGCUGGGGCUGGAUCUCGCGAGGGAGGAGGGCGUGCAUGCGAGUGUGAUGAGCAGUGAGGGAAACGAUGUGUUUUACCUGAAGAGUGGGUUUGAUGAGGUGGUUGGGUGGGCGAAUGAGGGGGAGGAGAAUCCGUUGAGGAAGGAGGGCGUGAAGGGGGGUGCGAUUUUGUUUAUGUUUCCUGAGGGUCAGGGUGGGAGGGAGUAG